Messenger RNA from Cadophora gregata, 2787 nucleotides. RefSeq lists its product as uncharacterized. NCBI's taxonomy places the organism in Eukaryota, Fungi, Ascomycota, Leotiomycetes, Helotiales, Ploettnerulaceae. Bases 460 to 2448 code for a protein of 662 amino acids. The transcript is spliced from 3 exons. The record is from RefSeq and is a predicted model, not a curated record.
AUGGGGCAGAACAAUACGCAUAAUAACUUGUCGCAUGUUAAUCCUGACAUCCAGCAAAAGAAUUCAAGGAAGAUGCGAAUUCCAUCAUCGGAACAAGCUUUGCAUCAUGGGCGUCCACCAGAUCAAAAGUCGAAUUUUGGCUUAUCUGAUCUCUUUCGAGUCGCGUCCACCAAACGUCGAAAAUCGAAAAUACCUACUCCCCGUCCCGGAUUUAGGGUGUCGGAUGUACGAGUACUGUACAGGGCAAUUGUUUUGAAGUAUGGUUCUGGAUACUUGAUUCGCUGGCUGGCUGUGGACAGAACCGUGCGGUGGACGUUUUCUGCAGGGCCGGUGCUGAGCGUCGUCACCCUCCAGCAUAAAUUCGGUUAGAGGCACCCCCACUGGCGACGACGCCUGCAAGAUUGCAUUGCAUGGAGAUUGGCUUGCGUGCGCAGCCACUUCAGACGAGGGGAUUGCCAGAUGACUUUGCUUUAUCAUUCCAGGCCUCCCCGAACUUGUCCCUUUAUUCCGGUUCGUUUGUCGCGGAUUUUUAGGUAUCAAUCAUAUAACAUUUGGUUUGGUCGGGUCGCAAAUUCGCUUUAUCAUUCAUUUUGUGUAUUUUUUCAGGCCUUCGUUUUAUUGAUAAGCGAGUCCAUCUGGCUCUCAGGCAUGCGCAGCCUCCUCAAUGCUCUGGUGCUCCUGCCAGUAGCUGUGUAUGCUGCACCAUUUGUGCCCGAUGACCAAGUUGACCAAGAAUGGGAUCGAAGAGGUAUCAAGUCCUUGCCUGAAGCUCAAGCCUUCGCCCACGUCCAAAUCGAUGUUCCAAAUAAAUCACCUGAUGUUGUACCUACCACGCUGGACUUCCAGCUCGAAGUCCUUGAUACAGAGACUCCAUGUGGUUUUGGAAAUGUGACUGUCGAUGGAACGGUUCUACCCCAGACCGUCGAUGGUGAUAUAUCGCGUGGAAAAGGUUCCGUCUCGACAAUCACCAAGGGUGUCGUUGUUGCAUCCUGGGAGUUCCACUGCAUUCGUGUCAAUGGUGUACCGGAUGCACAACUGUUGAAGUUCACAAUCAACUAUAUUGAUGGGAUGGCUAUGGAGGAUUCUGGAUUUUCGAUGCUGUUCAGACAGUCUGGCACACCAGAGAUCGUGAACAUCGAGACCGACCCCACGGUUCCUGACGAGAUUGCAGCCAAUCCCAAUCCCGAGAGUCUUCUUCCAGACCAUGGCAACACUCACAAGCAUCUUGGAGGAAUCGAGGAGGAUCUCGCCGAGUUGCAUUACCUGUGGAGUCAGCUGCGAGAGCUUACAUAUCUGAUUCACCAAAAGGAGCGGUCGAUCGCUCAUCACGCAAAUCAGCACUACGAGACCGAUAUCAAGGACUGUGAUAGUCUGAAAUGUGUCGUGAACGCUAUGGCUCGUAAGACCAAACAUGCUGCUCUCGGUAUUUAUAAUAAGAUUACUGGUAACGAGGACGAGCCGAGACAUGGUCAACACCAUGCGGAUGAAUCUUCCGAAAGCUUCCGUGAACAAGAAGGCAGCAAUCACACUCAUCAUCGAAACCAUACCCACCACCUUCCACCAUGGAAGCGACCACACUCCCGCCCAUUGCCUAUUUGCAGAUAUCCUCCUCCACCUUCUUAUGGAAGUCAUCAACCAGGCCAUCAUAGUCCUCCUCCUCCCCCUCCACCCCCUCAGUUUGACCAUCUACCAUCACCCCCUCCUCCACAUCACAGCAGGCCCCCAGGACACGAUCGUGAUCACGAAGGCCCCCCUCCCCCCUCAGCUUUCUACGGACUUGGUCCUCCACCUCCAGGUCCACCGCCACACCACCUCGGACCAAGCCACAACGCCGGCCACACCUUUCAAGUCAUAAAAUUCACCUCCAUUGGCUUCCUAUUCGCUUUUGUACUUGCUGCCCUCCACCGCCGAGUCUGCGCACCCGCUCGACGAGCUGAUCGGCACGAGCGACGCCGUCGUAGACGUGCCCUACGAAGGGCAGCACACAAACAUAUCAUUACCAGAUUACUAGUUAGAAUGGCAGGUAACGACUCUGAUGAUGAGGACGAUGACGAGAAGAGGGCGGCUCUACUUGAGGAUGCGGAAGAUGGCAUGUCGACUACUAUGAGUGAGGAUAUCGAACAGUUGAGGAAUGCGGCGGAUGUGGUGGGAGACAUGGUAGAGCAUGUUGCUGUUAAUGAAAAGGUCACAGCACAAGUACGUCCACAAACACUCUCAGUAUCUGCUGCUACACCUACUCUUGUCUCAGAGCCGGUAUCUAUCCCCGUCUCGGAUCCCAUACCCUUGAUGCAGGACUUCGAGGAGGAGCUGCCAGCUUACGAGGAUCAUGAUGGGUCAGAGAUGGACAGUGUCAUUUCGGAUGGAUAUAGACCUGGUAUGCUGUACACACCGAGCCAGAGCUCAGAGGGCAGUCUGAGUGAUGUUCUUGGGGCAGAUAUCAAGUCGUAGUAUUGAUCUGAAAUACCCCAGCCUUGGAGCCUUUGCAUGGUAUGGCAGAGCGGCCGACAAGAUAGCUUGUGGCAUAUUUUCUUUUGUUCCUGGCGAUUGGAUGGCGUUAUAGAUUUGGGUCUUUUGAUUCGAGUGCGAAUGAGGGGAUAUGCAUGAUAUCAAAGAUAACCUGAAAUUGACCGUGCUUUGCGAUUCUCGUUCCUCAUGUGCUUCAGUGUGUUGGCGUCAAAGUAAUCCUCUCAACGAGGAGCCUGAAGUAUACUUGAUUAUUUAUCCAUCAUCUGGACGUGUAGAUAUACCACUAGCUCUCUUAUCCAAUCGUACUGCGCCCAAGAACAA